This is a messenger RNA of Theobroma umbraticum, 1801 nucleotides long. It is a transcript of the gene SHM4, whose product is annotated as serine hydroxymethyltransferase 4. The record is from RefSeq and is a predicted model, not a curated record. NCBI's taxonomy places the organism in Eukaryota, Viridiplantae, Streptophyta, Magnoliopsida, Malvales, Malvaceae. Gene Ontology annotation, cellular component: cytoplasm; mitochondrion. Gene Ontology annotation, biological process: tetrahydrofolate interconversion. Gene Ontology annotation, molecular function: glycine hydroxymethyltransferase activity; pyridoxal phosphate binding.
AACUUCCUCCUCUCCCCACCCGUGCUCACCGUUUCCCCCAUUUCCAACCUUCUCCUGCUGUCUCCUCUCUCCCUCUCUCGCUAAACAUGGAUCCAGUAAACGCUUGGGGCAACUCCUCCCUGGAAUCCGUCGACCCUGAGAUCCACGACCUCAUCGAGAAAGAGAAGCGUCGUCAAUGCCGCGGCAUCGAGCUCAUCGCUUCCGAGAACUUCACUUCCUUCGCUGUUAUUGAAGCUCUCGGCAGUGCCCUUACCAACAAGUACUCCGAGGGCAUGCCAGGGAACCGAUACUACGGAGGCAAUGAAUUCAUCGACGAGAUCGAGAACCUCUGCAGAGCUCGCGCUCUGCAGGCUUUUCAUCUCGACCCCACAAAGUGGGGUGUCAAUGUUCAGCCUUACUCGGGUUCACCGGCAAACUUUGCUGCUUACACGGCUAUUCUCCAGCCCCAUGAUAGGAUCAUGGGACUGGAUUUACCCUCCGGUGGCCACUUGACUCACGGGUAUUAUACCUCCGGAGGAAAGAAGAUUUCUGCAACCUCCAUUUACUUUGAGAGUUUGCCUUACAAGGUGAACUCGAGUACUGGAUACAUUGACUACGAUAAGUUGGAAGAGAAGGCCCUGGAUUUCAGGCCCAAGCUUAUUAUUUGCGGUGGGAGUGCGUAUCCUAGGGACUGGGAUUACGCCAGGUUCAGGGCUGUCGCAGACAAGUGUGGUGCUCUGUUGUUGUGUGAUAUGGCUCACAUUAGUGGACUCGUUGCCGCUCAGGAGGCAGCAAACCCCUUUGAGUUCUGUGACAUAGUCACAACCACCACCCACAAGAGCUUGAGGGGUCCCAGGGCUGGUAUGAUCUUCUACCGCAAGGGACCAAAACCACCAAAGAAGGGCCAGCCAGAAGAUGCCGUGUAUGACUUUGAAGACAAGGUCAACUUCGCAGUUUUCCCAUCCCUUCAGGGUGGUCCCCACAAUCACCAAAUUGGUGCUCUUGCUGUUGCCCUAAAACAAGCCAUGGCACCUGGGUUUAAGGUUUAUGCUAAACAAGUUAAGGCCAAUGCAGUUGCCCUUGGAAACUACCUGAUGAGCAAGGGAUACCAGCUUGUAACUGGGGGAACGGAGAACCACCUUGUUCUUUGGGAUCUCCGACCUCUCGGAUUGACUGGCAACAAGGUUGAGAAGCUUUGUGACCUAUGCAACAUCACUGUCAACAAGAAUGCUGUAUUUGGUGACAGCAGUGCCUUGGCCCCUGGAGGAGUGCGAAUUGGUGCCCCUGCCAUGACUUCAAGAGGUUUGCUUGAGAAGGACUUUGAACAAAUAGGAGAGUUCCUCCACCGAGCUGUGACCAUCACCUUGAACAUCCAAAAGCAGUAUGGAAAGCUCUUGAAGGACUUCAACAAAGGUUUGGUGAACAACAAGGAGAUUGAAGAGCUCAAGGCUGAUGUUGAGAAGUUUGCAUCCUCCUUUGACAUGCCUGGCUUCAAGAUGUCCGAAAUGAAGUACAAGGAUUAGGUCUGAAUAGUAAUCAUUGGUAUUGCUGUUAUAAUCAGCCUCUGAGUCUUUGGGAAGUUGCCUCUGUUGGUGUCUGAUGAGUGGAAAAAAGAAGGAAAAAGACGAGGGAAACCAUCCAUGGUUUGCCUUGUCUUAAGAGGUUAGUGGUCAUUUUCAUAUGAUUUUUAAGCUUUCACUGCCCCUGCCUUAUAAGGGUUUGCAUAAACUUAUGUACCAAUUUUAUUAUAUUCUUUUUGUUGCCGGAAUGUUUGGGGUUUUAAUUAACAAUAAACGUGAAAUACGAGUUUAUAAUUGGUAAA